CUAAAUUUGUGGACAGAGUACUCAUAUAAGCAAACAAUUAUUAAAAAUAAGCAAGCAAGAAAGAAAAAGAAUCGAAAAAUGAAGUAUCAAGCGGUAGUAGCAUUAGCCUUGGUGGUUACAAUUUCCGUGACGGCGGUUAACGGCGACGAUAACCUUAUCCCUCCUCGUCGGGAAGUAUACGACAAUGGAAAAAUCUUCGAUAUCACUCACAGGUAUCAACCAGACAUGCCAGCUUUUGAGACUAACGAUGGCAUCGGUCAAUUCUUGUGGCUUCCAAAAAGCAUGAAGAAUGGUUCCAUCGCUAAUAACUCUGAAAUGAAGCUUCCGACUCAUACUGGUACUCAUGUUGAUGCCCCUGGACAUGUCUUCGAUCAUUACUUCGAUGCCGGUUUUGAUGUCGAUUCUCUCGACUUGCACGUCCUCAAUGGUCCUGCUCUAUUAGUUGAUGUUCCAAGAGAUUCUAAUAUAACUGCUGAAGUUAUGAAGUCUUUAAAUAUUCCCAGAGGUGUAAAGCGUGUACUCUUCCGAACAUUGAAUACCGACAGGCGGCUUAUGUUUCAGAAGGAAUUUGACUCAAGCUAUGUGGGAUUCACUGUGGAUGGAGCAAAAUGGCUAGUGGAGAACACUGAUAUCAAACUUGUUGGUAUUGAUUACCUAUCUGUUGCUUCUUAUGAUUACUUGAUUCCAUCUCACCUUGUGUUUUUAAAAGACAGGGAAAGCAUUCUCGUUGAAAGCCUGAAACUUGAUGAUAUCCCACCAGGAUUAUAUUCAGUCCAUUGCUUACCUCUUCGGUUGGCUGGUGCUGAGGGAUCACCAAUAAGAUGCAUUCUAAUCAAGUAUUAGGGUAUGUGUGAUUUUGAGGAAGCAGUGCUGUCUCAGAAUCCAUGGGAGGAGUGGAUCAUCAUUGAUGUAUGUAUGUCUAGAGCAGGAGGUAGAGAGAUGAAGCAAUCUAUCAGCACUACUUUGAAUAUAGUUUUAUUUUGCUUGUUGAACCAAAUAAAUAGCCGCAAUGGUGUCCUUAUGGAGCUAGAUAGUAACAAUAUCGCACUUUAACUUUAGUGGCAAAUGUUUACCUUACACUUAUUAGAAACAUUAAAUAUGUUGGGUCAAAAAAAAAAAAUUAAAUAUGCA
Medicago truncatula (barrel medic) is the source of this 1131-nucleotide messenger RNA. RefSeq names its product cyclase-like protein 2. The transcript has 7 exons. The record is from RefSeq and is a predicted model, not a curated record. Lineage: Eukaryota; Viridiplantae; Streptophyta; Magnoliopsida; Fabales; Fabaceae. The coding region runs from base 79 to 843 and encodes 254 amino acids. Gene Ontology annotation, molecular function: arylformamidase activity.